Molecule: messenger RNA, 1137 nt
Organism: Cetraspora pellucida
Lineage: Eukaryota; Fungi; Glomeromycota; Glomeromycetes; Diversisporales; Gigasporaceae
Source: the annotation of a GenBank genome assembly
AUGUCGUUUUUAAAACAAUUUAACUGUAAAGAAAUAAACUAUGGUUAUGCUCUAGAAAGUACUACGGAUAAUGCCUCUCGUAUAGUGAAACCACCAAAAUUAUCAAAAAUCCGUUUAACUCCAUUACGAACAAAAUUUUUAUUCUAUGGAACACGAAGUGACAUCCUAAAAUGGAUGGAAGAACAUUCAUCCAUAAUUGUAGAAUAUGAUACAUCUGAAGAUACAUUCUCACCUUCUUCAUCUCCUCCUCUAUCAUCCUUUGUUCCAUCAUCCCCUCAAACGCUUUUUCCAUCUUCGCCAUUAUCAUUUCACUCUAUCCAAUCUUUUGAAUCUCAAUCUAAAAUAACUUUCGAUUUAUUUGGUCCUCAAGCUCAAAAUUCUCCAAUAUUAACUGAUAAUACUGUAUUUUAUCGUCCUCUACAUUUCGCAAAGAAUCAUUUACCAUGGUUAGAGGUAAUGUUAGAAAUUCGUCCUUCGGAUCCUGUGAAAGAUUCAAAAUAUGAUCCCGUAAGAAGAGUAAUUCUAAAUUCCGGUAUAACACUUGGUGAAGCUGCAAAAGCGUUGAAUAAAAGUUGGAAAAAUAUUUUACCUGAUAAUUGUAAAUUAAGAAAUAGUUUCUCUUCAACUUCGGAUAAUGAAGGUUGGAAAAAUAUUUUACCUGAUAGUUAUAAUUUAAGAAAAACUAAAUCGGCUUCAACUUCUGAUGACGAUGAUGAUCUAAGUGAACUUGAAUUACAACAAAAACAUCAUAAAUUUUUAGAAUGGUUACCAACUGCUAAUAUUCCUUGGUCAAAAUCUGAUAAUAAUGGAAAGAAUAGGAAAAGUAGUUUUUCCAUGGUUGAAAUGCCUUGGAAUAAACGUCGUGACAAAGCUCCUGAAUUGGUACCACCGGGUAUAUUGAUUCCUUAUAAUAUGGAAGAGGCCCUAAGUAAAAUGGAGAAUGUCGUUGUUGUUACAAGACCUGAAGAUGAUGUUGUUGAUGUUAAUUAUGUUAAGACUACGAAAGAACAAGAAGCUGAAAAAGAUAAGGAGAAAUUGGUGGCUGAUUUACCACCUUAUGAGAGUAUAUAUAAUGAUUCGUUGUUAGAACGAGGUCCAAGUAUAAAAAAACCUCUGUUCUAUGACAAUAAGGUGUAA